Molecule: messenger RNA, 1077 nt
Organism: Papaver somniferum (opium poppy)
Lineage: Eukaryota; Viridiplantae; Streptophyta; Magnoliopsida; Ranunculales; Papaveraceae
Exons: 5
Coding region: 292-816 (174 amino acids)
Source: RefSeq, a predicted model, not a curated record
AAAAUAAAAUAAAAAAUAGAGAGAGCCAAACCGUUAAUUUCUCUCUCCACUAAAAGGGGCAAAUCGAAGAGAGGAGAGGAUACUACUGAACUGUAUUAGUGAGAAAAGAGAUUACAAAACCCUAGAAAAAAUAAUAAUUAGGGUUUUAAUUCGAUUUACUUCAGUUUGAUUUAAUUUUUGUAACUGAAGAUUGAAAUUAAAGAAGUGUAUAUUUAAUGGAUUUGGUAUUUAGAAGUGGAUGUUGUUUGUACAUUGAUGGUUGAUUUUGUUUUUAUAUUUUUGAGAGUAUAAAUGCUUCUUGGGAGAUCUUUCUCAUCUUGGUUCCAUCAGAUUCUUGCAUGCAUGGGAGGUUGUCUUGGAUGUUGUACAAAGCCCGCACCAAUUAUUGCUGUGGAUGAGCCAUCAAAGGGACUGAGAAUUCAAGGGCGAACUGUGAAGAAACCCAGUAUAUCAGAGGAUUUUUGGAGCACUAGCACGUGUGAGAUGGACAACAGUGCAAUUCAGUCUCAACGUAGCGUCUCAUCGAUCAGCACAUCAAACCAAAUUCUAGAUUCCCAGAGUGGAGCUGGCAGCACAAGCAAUCCACCUGAAUUUGUUAAUCAUGGUCUUCUUCUCUGGAAUCAAACUAGGCAGCAGUGGGUAGGAAACAGAAAUUCUGGUAACCCAACACCACAGGUUCAAGAGCCGAGGUUAAGCUGGAAUGCAACCUACGAUAGUUUACUUGGAACCAACAAGCUUUUCCCCCAGCCCAUACCUCUCUCUGAAAUGGUAGACUUUCUUGUGGAUGUUUGGGAGCAAGAGGGGAUGUACGACUGAAGUAUUGUGUAACACGCUUGGUUGGAAAAGGUUUCCCUGUGUUUACUCUGAAAGGUUUCCUCGUCUUUAUUUAUACUUUCAGGGUAUGGGGGUAAGAACGAUAACAAAAAAAGAAGAAAUUAUUAGAGGAAAUAGGGUAAUUUGUACCUGAUCAACUGUAAUAUUCAUAUAUGUUUUUUUUUUUUUUUUUUUGCUAAAUCACAUGAAUUGAGGAGAAAAUUACAUCAAGGAAAAAUACUAAAAAACAGGCCAAACUACAUA